Sphenostylis stenocarpa is the source of this 609-nucleotide messenger RNA. Lineage: Eukaryota; Viridiplantae; Streptophyta; Magnoliopsida; Fabales; Fabaceae. The record is from the annotation of a GenBank genome assembly.
AUGGAUGGGGAAGAAGUUUGGGAUGGAGAAGAAGUUAAGGAGGGAGAAAUGAUCAUGGAUGGAGAAGAAGUUAAGGAAGGAGAAGAAAUUAGGGAUGAUGAGGAAGAAAGUAAGGAUGGAGAAGAAGAAAUUAUGGACGGAGAAGAAGUUAAGGAAGGAGAAGAAACUAAGGAAGGAGAAGAAGUUAGGCAUGGAGAAGAAGUUUGGGAUGGAGAAGAAGUUUGGGAUGGAGAAGAAUCUACUAAGUAUGGAGAAGAAAUGAAGGAAGAAGAAAAUGAAGUUAAGGAAGCAGAAGAAAUUAAGGAGGAUGGAGAAGAAGUUAAGGAUGGAGAAAUAGUUUGGGAUGGGGAAGAAGUGAAGGAAGGAGAAGAGGUUAAGGAAGAAGAAGAAGAAGAAGUUUUGGAUGGAGAAGAAGUUAAGGGUAAAGAAGAAAGUAUGGAUGGGGAAGAAGUUUGGGAUGGAGAAGAUGUUAAGGAAGGAGAAGAAGUUAUGGAUAAAGAAGAAAGUAUGGAUGGGGAAGAAGUUUGGGAUGGAGAAGAAUAUACUAUGUAUGGAGAAGAAAUGAAGGAAGAAGAAGUUAAGGAAGGAGAAGAACUUUUGGAUGGAUAA